Messenger RNA from Rangifer tarandus platyrhynchus (Svalbard reindeer), 2475 nucleotides. The record is from the annotation of a GenBank genome assembly. NCBI's taxonomy places the organism in Eukaryota, Metazoa, Chordata, Mammalia, Artiodactyla, Cervidae.
AUGGCCCCAUGUCCUCUUGUCCCGUUUAGCUCUGGGUGGCCUUACUCCGGCUGUGGUUGUCGGUUAUUGAAGUUUGGUCUUCAUGCUCAGAACCCUACCAAACCAGGAGAGAGACACACAAAAGAAAGAAUGGCUGCAGGAUUGCUGACAACCUGGUCACAGGACUUGGUGACCUUCGAGGAAGUGUCAGUGGACUUCUCACAGGAGGAGUGGGCCCUGCUGGCCCCUGCUCAGAAAAUCCUGUACAGAGAUGUGAUGUUGGAGAACUUUAGAAACCUGGCCUCAGUGGGGUAUCAUCUCUGCAAACACAGUUUGAUCACUGAGGUGGCGCAGGAAGAGCCGAGGCCAGAGGGGAGAGGAAUUUUCCAAAGUGCUUGUACAGAUGGGGCUACUCAACUUAAAUCAAAAGAUGUAAUUCUCAUGCAGAAUGUUCCUGGAGAAAAAACUGCCAAUGGCAUAAAAAUGGCACCAACCCACCCUGGUGAGAAACCAUUGGAACGUAAUCAUUGUAGAAAAUUCUUCAGAAAGAAUUAUUGCCUUAUUCAUACAAGAUAUUGCAAGGGCGAGAAAUGCUAUGAAUAUAAAGAAUAUGGGAAAGACUUUGGCCAUCCCUCAACUCUUAGGAGUCAUGUGAGUACUCACAUUGGAGAGAAAAUUCUUGAAUUCAGUGAUUGUGGAAAAACUUUCAAUCAAGAGUCAUCCCUUAGGAAAGACUUCAGAACUCUCACAGGAGAAAAAUCUAAGUGUAAUCAACAUCUUAUGUCCUUCAAAUUACACUCUUCCUUCUCAAUAUGUAUAAGACCUCACACUGGAGAGAAAGCUUAUGAAUGUAAGGAUUGUGGGAAAGCUUUUGUUUUUCAAUCUUCCCUUAAGAAACACGUAAGAUCACACACUGGAGAGAAACCUUAUGAGUGUAAUCACUGCGGAAAAUCCUUCAGCCAGAGCUCUCAUCUUAACGUUCACAAAAGAACUCACACUGGAGAGAAACCUUAUGACUGUAAGGAAUGUGGCAAGGCUUUCACUGUUCCUUCAUCCCUUCAGAAACAUAUGAGAACCCAUACUGGAGAGAAACCCUAUGAAUGCAGUGACUGUGGGAAAGCCUUUAUUGAUCAGUCAUCCCUUAAGAAACAUACCCGAUCUCACACUGGAGAGAAACCUUAUGAGUGUAAUCACUGCGGAAAAUCCUUCAGCACAGGCUCUUAUCUCAUUGUGCACAAGAGAGCCCACACUGGAGAGAAAACCUAUGCAUGUAAAGAAUGUGGGAAGGCCUUUAGGAAUUCCUCUUGCCUAAGAGUGCAUAUGAGAACUCACACAGGGGAGAAGCCUUAUAAAUGUAUCCAAUGUCGGAAAACUUUCACUCAAAUGUCAGUUCUUACUCAACAUAUAAGAACACACACUGGAGAGAAACCUUUUAACAAGCAACCCUAUAAAUGUAAAGAAUGUGGGAAAGACUUCCAUCAAUCCUCAGACCUCAUUGAACAUAUGAAAACUCACACUGGAGAGAAACCCUAUGAAUGUAAGGAAUGUGGGAAAGCCUUUGGAGCGUCCUCACACCUGCAUCAUAUGAGAACACACACUGGGGAGAAGCCUUUUAAGUGUGACAAAUGUGGGAAGGCCUUUGCUGCUUACUCAUAUCUUAGUAACCAUUUCAGAACUCACACUGGAGAGAAGCCUUUUAAGUGUGACACAUGUGGGAAAACCUUUGUUCAAUCCUCAGGCCUUUCUCAACAUAAGAAAACUCACACUGGAGAAAAACCUUUUAAAUGUGACACAUGUGGGAAAACCUUCAGUCAAUCCUCAUACCUUUCUCGACAUAUGAGGACACACACUGGAGAGAAGCCUUAUAAAUGUGAUACAUGUGGGAAAGGCUUUGGGUUUUCUUCUAUUCUUCGUAGACAUUUACAGUCUCAUACUGGGGAGAAGACUGCUAAAUGUGAAAAAUGUGGGAAAACCUUCACUCGAGCCUCAGGCCUUACUCAACAUAUGACAACACACACUGGAGAGAAGCCUUAUAAGUGCGACAAAUGUGGAAAGGCCUUUGCUGAUUCCUCGUGUCUUACUAAACACAUUAGAACUCACACUGGAGAGAAGCCUUUUAAGUGUGACAAAUGUGGGAAGGCUUUUGCUGUUUCCUCACGCCUUAUUGAACAUAUGAAAACUCACACUGGAGAGAAGCCUUUUAAGUGUGACACUUGUGGGAAAACCUUCACUCGAUCCUCAGGCCUUACUGAACAUAUGAAAACACACACUGGAGAGAAGCCUUUUAAGUGUGACACAUGUGGAAAAACCUUCACUCGAUCUUCAGGCCUUACUCGACAUAUGAAAAUUCACACUGGUGAGAAGCCUUUUAAAUGUGACACGUGUGGGAAAGCCUUUGCUUCUUCUUCCCACCUUAUUAGACAUUUACAGUCUCAUACUGCACAGAAGACUAUUAAAUCAACCAGGCCAGUAGCAAACCAAGCCCACGAGGCGGAA